AAGGGUUUGGAGAGGAGUUGUGGGAGCGGCGUAGCGAGGGGUUUUAGGGGGGCAGGAGCAGGGCCUAAGGAAACCUGGGUCGUGGGCAUCAGCAAGAGCAGCUUCUCCAGCGGGUUCUGAGUUCUUACGAACCAGGUUCCGAGCCGGUCAUAAUCUUGUGUUGGGUCGCCUGUCGCCUUCCGGGAUUCUGGAUAAAUAUGCAAGGUCAGGUCUGCUGCCUGGUCCUCAUGAUGGUGAUGAAGAUAAACGCUAGAUCUGCUCUGUCCAGUACGGAUAGCCGUUAGCCAGGUGUGGCUGUCUGAAUUGAGAAAUGCUGUAGAUAUAAAAUACAGACUGGACUUCGAGGACUUAGUACCCAAAAAAAGAGUAGGCUAAAAACAGGAGAAGAACAUGGAGGCAGAUAUAAUCACAGAUCUUCGAUCCAAGCUCAAAGAGGUUGAAGAAGAGCGACUAAAAGCUGCACAGUACGGUUUACAGCUAGUGGAGAGCCAAAAUGAACUGCAGAAUCAACUGGAUAAGUGUCGUAAUGAAAUGAUGACCAUGACUGAGAAUUACGAACAAGAAAAAUACACUCUUCAAAGAGAAGUUGAGCUCAAGAGUCGAAUGUUAGAAAGUUUGAGUUCUGAAUGUGAAGCUGUUAAACAACAACAAAAGAUGCAUUUGGAGAAGUUAGAAGAACAACUGAGCAGGCGCCAUGGGCAGGAAGUGAAUGAGCUAAAAAAUAAGUUAGAAAAACUGAAAGCUGAAUUAGAUGAAGCUAGGCUCAAUGAAAAGCAGCUAAAGCACAAAGUAGACCAUCAGAAGGAGCUGCUGUCUUGUAAGUCAGAGGAAAUGCGGAUGAUGUCUGAACGUGUACAUGAAAGCAUGUCUUCAGAGAUGCUAGGUCUUCAAAUGGAGUUGACUGAAAUGGAAAGUGUGAAGACCGCCCUCAAAGAAGAAGUGAAUGAACUACAGUACAGACAAGAACAACUAGAGCUUCUUAAUAACAACUUACUGCGCCAGGUAGACCGACUUAAAGAAGAAAAACAGGAGAGAGAAAAAGAAGCAGUGUCUUACUGCAAUGCGUUAGAGAAAGCUCGUGUAGCAAAUCAAGAUCUUCAAGUGCAGUUGGACCAGGCACUCCAGCAAGCCUUAGACCCCAGUAGUAAAGGCAACUCUUUGUUUGCAGAGGUGGAAGAUCGAAGGGCAGCAAUGGAACGCCAGCUUAUCAGUGUGAAAGUCAAAUAUCAGUCCCUAAAGAAACAAAAUGCAUUUAAUAGAGAACAGAUGCAAAGAAUGAAGUUGCAAAUUGCCACAUUGCUACAGAUGAAAGGGUCUCAAACUGAAUUUGAGCAGCAGGAACGGUUGUUUGCCAUGUUGGAGCAGAAGAAUGGUGAAAUAAAACAUCUUUUAGGUGAAAUUAGAAAUCUGGAGAAAUUUAAGAGUUUAUAUGAAAAUAUGGAAUCUAAGCCUUCAGCCAGCUCUGGGGUUCUGGAAGAUAACACCUAUUAUACAGAUUUACUUCAGAUAAAGCUUGAUAAUUUAAACAAAGAAAAUGAAAGCACUAAAGGUGAACUGUCCUUACAGCGAAUGAAAGCGUUAUUUGAGAGCCAGCGGGCUCUGGGUAUUGAGCGAAAACUUUUUGCAAAUGAAAGAUUAUUCCAGAUUUCCCAAAGUGAAAAUAUGAAACUGAGAGCUAAACUAGAUGAAUUAAGACUGAAGUAUGAACCUGAAGAGAAAAUUGACAUGCCUGUACUCAAAAAGAGACGCGAAGUACUGCCUGUGGAUGUAGCCACCCCUAAAGAUAUAUGUGCCAGCAGUGCUCUUGAAGAAGUUUAUGGAUUACCAACUCAGGAAGAGGAGUCACAGUCCUGUGCUAACGAUGUAGGAGAUAACUUAGAGUUAGAAAAGACAGUUUCUGUAAACACACCAGUAGUCAGUCUCUCUCCACACAAAAAUCUGCCAAUGGAUGUGCAACCAGCGAAGGAGAAGAAACGUGUGAAACUCAUAGGAGUUCCGGUUGACUCUGAAGCUUUAAGUGAAAGAAGUGGAAACACCCUGAGCUCUCCCAGGUCAGUGUUCUCUUUUCCUCAAGGCAACCAGCAGGCCUCUCCUUCUCUUCUCUAUCGCUGCAUGAACUGUGCUUUCUAUUUCUUUAUCUAUUUUCUUAGCAUUGCAUGCAGUGCAAUUCCCCAGUUUCACCUGCCCACUUUCAACUUUUCCAAAACUUUAAGAAAGACUAAAAUGACUGCAAGGGGAAAAGACUCCUGAAUAAGGGAAUUAUGCUUUUAGAAAAUCAGAUGUUUCUGUUUCUUGGACUAUCAAAGAGUACAUCUCUGAAGGUGUUGUUGGUUUGAAUAAAUGUACUGUGAUUUUUUUCCUGGUUCAAGAAUGGCCAUGAAAGACAAAAUAACUUGCCUUCUAAAAGGGCUUUGUACUAGUCUAAGAAAUUUCAGCCUCCUAGAAAACUGUCAAGUGAAGUUUUCUGUGGCUUUUCAAAUUGUUUAAUCUUAAGUUUUCAGGAAUGGCUUUUGAUAUCUGUUUUGACAUUUUAAAAUAUCAAAGCGGAUUCGUUUUCAUUUUAUAUCAAGCCUCUAGUUCCUGUAUAAUUGAGUUUAUGACGAAACAAGGAAGUGUCACACAUAUGUGUCUGAGGGAAUUACAUUUUAAAGGCCUUGUCCUUUAAAAAAAAAAUAACAAUACUCAGAAGGUAAAAGAAGGUGAAUAGAAGGGAAGAGUAGGUAAUGGUAGCUGGGGCUGGAGUGCAGUAGGAAAUAGCCUCUGGAUGUGUACAGUAGGACCAAGAGUGGGGCAAAAAAUGGGUGAAUGAGGAAAAUAGAGGAGGUUAAAAAAAAUGAUAAGUGAUGAAGGAUGUCCACAUGCAAAGGAAUGAUGGAUACAUUUAAAAUAAUUAACUUUACACAUUUAAAAAAUUAAGGCCAUUCAUUGAUGUGAAAAUAGUUAAUUUUUAUUGUCUCCUUUGAAAGGAGAUCUUUAAGGUGCUGUUACGGCUACAUAAGUGUUAGAGAGAGGGAUGCAGAAUAAGACAUUUUAUUAAUGUGCAUUUGAGUUAAAAUAGUAAGACAUAUCCACCUUACAUAAAAAGGCUUCCCUGUAUGUUUUAUCUAAAUUCCCUUUAAGUCUUCAGUGCUAAUAAAUGUAGUACUCAACAAUGGAAGCACUUCAACAAUGUUAGCUGCUAUUAUUAUAAGGAAUAGUUAUUAUUCCCUUCCCUGAAUUUUUAUAUAAUAGUAUUAUAACCUAUUUAAAAAAACGACAACAACCAAACCCAUUGUCAUCAAGUCAGUUCUAACUUUUGGUGACCCCACAUUUGCCAGAGUAGGACUGUACUCUAUAGGGUUUUCAGUGGCUAUAAUUUUAUGGAAAUAGAUUGCCAGGCCUUUCUUCUGUAGUGCUGCUGGGUGGAUUUUUAACUACCAGCCUUUUGGUUAGAAGUUGAGUGCACACUGUUUACAGUAUAAGCCACAAAAAGUAAAAGUUUAGUAUUCUCAAGGAAAAAGUAACUUUAAAUGAAUGGUAUGUGACUCACAGUACUGAAUAGUUCCGAGAUCAAUUCGGGAGGUUAUACUUGUUUAUAUGUGACUCAUUGUGUAAAUGUACUUGACCAUUGUAUAUUUCUGGAGGUGGUUUCCAAAAUUGAUCAGUGCAAAUCUUGCUAUCUGUGUUGUCUUCAUUUCUUUUCUGCCUUUUUUGCUUGAUUAAAAAUUACUAAGCAAAUGUAUGUAGCUACUUGAUUGACUUAAGUAGCACUUUGGGAUUUUGUCUUGCUAAACAAAAACAAAUAAAAAGCCACAAAACAUUUGUUUUUGUGUGUGUGUGAGUCCAUCUGCUAACUUAAGACGUUUCCAACUUUUUGUUUUCUGCAUGCUUAACUUAGAUACACAAUUCUAAGAUAGUUUUAUAAUAAUAAAUAUGGGUUUUCUUGGGAACAUCACUAUUGCAUGCUUUAUAAUUGGAUAUCCUUGCCAUAGGCCUUUUUAAUAUCUUACCUCUGUUUAUUUUUCUUAAACUAUUAUUCUCCUAGUUGAAACUCAGUUUGGUUUUUUUUUGUGAGACAAGUAGUUAGAUAUCUAUUUAUGCAGCCGAAGAUUCCAUGUUAUUUUUAUUUUAUGUUUAGCCUUUUGUAUGUUAACUUUAAAAUAUUGAUCUAGCAUUUUGAUUUUUGUGUUGUGUGCUUAUCAUGAUAAGCACCUGAUGAUGUUUUAAGUAUUUAAUUUAGACCUUGCCAUGAUUUUUUAUCAUUUUUAAAAAAUUAUAAAAGACAUUUUAAAAGUUAAGCCUAUUUAUGUAAAAAGGCUUUUUAAGAGAGGCAGUGACCUCAUUUUCUUAAUGGUGUUGGAGUCAACAGAAAUUAUUUUUUAUUGUAUACCUAAAAAAAGUCAACAUGCCUCAAAGGAGGCCCAUUAUACUGGGGGUUUGUUUCUUCUUUAGUUUUUCUUAAUCACAUUUGAAUUCAGAGUGGAUACU
Loxodonta africana (African savanna elephant) is the source of this 4467-nucleotide messenger RNA. It is a transcript of the gene SPDL1, whose product is annotated as spindle apparatus coiled-coil protein 1. NCBI's taxonomy places the organism in Eukaryota, Metazoa, Chordata, Mammalia, Proboscidea, Elephantidae. Gene Ontology annotation, cellular component: spindle pole; outer kinetochore. The record is from RefSeq and is a predicted model, not a curated record. Bases 391 to 2250 code for a protein of 619 amino acids. The transcript is spliced from 11 exons. Gene Ontology annotation, biological process: mitotic metaphase chromosome alignment; protein localization to kinetochore; establishment of mitotic spindle orientation. Gene Ontology annotation, molecular function: kinetochore binding.